This is a messenger RNA of Lindgomyces ingoldianus, 1421 nucleotides long. RefSeq names its product Aldo/keto reductase. Bases 227 to 1204 code for a protein of 325 amino acids. NCBI's taxonomy places the organism in Eukaryota, Fungi, Ascomycota, Dothideomycetes, Pleosporales, Lindgomycetaceae. The record is from RefSeq and is a predicted model, not a curated record. The transcript is spliced from 2 exons.
CCAGAAGUGUUCAGUCGAACCUGAUUUAAGGAUUGGAUGAAAAGGUUUGCGAAAUCUUACGGUAUUUAGAAAUCCAGGCAAGCUUUUCGCCCACCUCAUUCCAUCACCGGCAAUCACUAUAACAUUCCGGUUAUAAUUCCCUGUUGAAGUUUUCUGGAUGAAACGUACCACUCAUCUUUUAGCAGACAUUCCACAUUGCUGAAGGCAACUUCGUAAUCAAUCGACAAUGUCUCCGCCAAAAAUCCUCAUGGGUACUGGGUUGUGGGGUGAUGAAACGUCAAAGGAGGUAGUCACCAAACUUGCUGAGGUACUGAAAGAGUUGAAAAUCAAGGAAAUAGAUGGAGCUGCUCUGUAUCCCAUUACCAACCCUGGCCAAUCCGAGAAACUCAUAGGCGAAUGCGGAUAUGUUGAGAAUGGAUUCCUUGUUGACUCGAAGAUCUUGCACUUCGGUGGUGGAGAAGGAACGCUGAGCAAGGCAGCGAUUGAGAGGUCUUUGGAUCAGAGUUUGGCGAAUAUUAAGACUGACAAGCUUCAUAUCUUGUACUGCCAUGGCCCCGACAAAGAAACCCCUAUUGCGGAGCAAGUAGCCACCCUGGACGCGGAAUACAAGAAAGGGAAAUUCGAAAAACUCGGCGUCUGCAAUUUUCCUAUCGAGAUGCUCGAGCAAUAUUUGAAAACGGCGGAAGAGAAAGGCUACAUUAAGCCAAGCGUUUUCCAAGGUCAAUACAAUCUCCUCUGCCGCGGGUACGAAGCAAGGCUCUUGCCACUGCUGCGCAAGCACAACAUAUCCUUCGUUGCCUACAGUCCUCUAGCAGGCGGAUAUCUGACUGGGAAGCUAACAUUCUCUACUGGUACCGAGGACUUGAAAGAAACUCGCUUCAAUGUAUCGGACACAAACUACAUGGGCAUGGCUUACAGGAACUGGUACGACAAGCCUUCUAUGCAUUCGGCAGUUCGCAAGAUGGAGGGGUUAUGCAAAGCCCAUGGUGUGCAAAUGAGCGAUGCUGCGUGCCGGUGGGUGUUACAUCAUUCCAUACUUGAUGGAGAACACGGUGAUGGCGUUAUCAUUGGGCCUCGAACUCUUGCUCAACUAGCAAAGUAUGCGGAGUCAUACAAACAAGGUCCCCUCACUGAUGAGCUGGCCAAGGAAUUGAGUGAUGUUUGGGAGAUUGUGAAGGAAGAUGCUGCGUCUAUCGUCUAUUGAGAUUUCAAUGGAGGAGCAAGGCUUGGAUAGGAGAUGGAAUUCACAAUAGCAUGGUGUAACCAAUGGUGGUUUGAUGGAAUGCUUGAAACAAUCCACCAUCUUGGAGAUCCACGCCUAAACAAGCGCAUUUAGAUAGGCAGUCUUGACACCACCUACGAUCAGCUCUAGAGAGGUGAUGGAUGGUUUGCAAGAGAGCCUACACCACCGCCAAGCUUCU